AUGUCUCAGAAGUCCGCUAUCAUCUCUGUCUACGACAAAACUGGACUGCUGGACCUUGCCAAGGGUCUGGCGGACCAGAAUGUCCGUCUUCUUGCGUCUGGUGGCACUGCCAAAAUGAUUCGUGAAGCUGGCUUCCCUGUCGAGGACGUCUCUGCCAUCACCCAAGCCCCCGAGAUGCUGGGUGGCCGUGUCAAGACCCUCCACCCCGCUGUCCACGGUGGUAUCCUCGCCCGUGAUAUUGAGUCCGACGAGAAGGAUCUUGCCGAGCAGAAGAUCUCCAAGGUUGACUUCGUUGUCUGCAACCUGUACCCCUUCAAGGAGACCGUAGCCAAGGUGAACGUGACGAUCGACGAGGCCGUGGAGGAGAUUGACAUCGGUGGUGUUACCCUGCUCCGUGCCGCAGCCAAGAACCAUAAGCGUGUCACUAUUCUCUCCGACCCCAACGACUACCCUGAGUUCCUGAAGGAGCUUAAGGCCGGCCAGAUCAGUGAGGCCAGUCGCAAGCAGUAUGCUUUGAAGGCCUUCGAGCAAACCGCUGACUACGACUCUGCCAUCUCUGGCUUCUUCCGCAAGGAAUACGCGGGCAACGGCGCCCAGCAGCUCUCUCUGCGCUACGGUAUCAACCCUCACCAGAAGCCCGCCUCGGCCUACAUGCCUCAAGGCAAGCUUCCUUUCAAAGUCCUCAACGGCUCCCCUGGCUACGUGAACCUUCUCGAUGCUCUCAACGCCUGGCCUCUGGUCAAGGAGCUGAAGCAAGCUCUCGGUUACCCCGCCGCCGCUAGCUUCAAGCACGUUUCCCCCGCUGGUGCCGCCAUCGGUGUGCCCUUGAACGAGAAGGAGCGCAAGGUCUACAUGGUUGACGACAUCAAGGGCAUCGAAUCCUCGGGUCUUGCUCAGGCUUACGCUCGUGCCCGUGGUGCGGACCGCAUGUCCAGCUUCGGUGACAUCCUUGCCCUCAGUGACAUCGUUGACGUCCCCACCGCCAAGAUCGUCUCUCGCGAGGUCUCCGACGGUGUCAUUGCCGCCGGCUACGAACCCGAGGCCCUCGAGAUCCUGUCCAAGAAGAAGGGCGGCAAGUACCUGGUCCUGCAGAUGGACGAGGACUACACGCCCCCCGGCGAGGAGAGCCGCACCGUGUACGGCGUCCAGCUGACCCAGCACCGCAACGACAUCGUCAUCUCACCCAGCAAGACCUUCAACUCCAUCAUCACCCCCAAGGGUCUCUCUGCUCUGCCCGAGGCUGCUCUCCGCGAUCUGACCGUCGCUACCAUUGCGCUGAAGUACACUCAGUCCAACUCCGUCUGCUACGCCCUGAACGGCCAGGUCAUCGGUCUCGGUGCCGGCCAGCAGAGCCGUAUCCACUGCACCCGUCUUGCCGGUGACAAGGCCGACAACUGGUGGAUGCGCUUCCACGACCGUGUCAUCAACAUCAAGUGGAAGCAGGGCACCAAGCGUGCGGACAAGAGCAACGCUAUUGACCUACUCUGCUCAGGCCAGACUCCCCGUAAUGAGGCCGAGAAGGUCGAGUAUGAGCGUGUCUUCGAAGAGGUCCCUGCUCCUUUCACUCAAGAGGAGCGAGAGGCUUGGCUCCAGAAGCUCAGCGAGGUCGCUGUGUCCUCUGACGCUUUCUUCCCCUUUAUCGACAACGUUUUCCGUGCUGCCCGCUCAGGCGUCAAGUACAUUGCUGCUCCUACUGGUAGCCAGAACGACACCCCUGUCUUCGAGACCGCGGAGAAGCUGGGUAUCACCUUUGUUGAGCAGGGGGUCCGUCUGUUCCACCACUAG
Penicillium chermesinum is the source of this 1785-nucleotide messenger RNA. Its product is annotated as phosphoribosylaminoimidazolecarboxamide formyltransferase/IMP cyclohydrolase. Lineage: Eukaryota; Fungi; Ascomycota; Eurotiomycetes; Eurotiales; Aspergillaceae. Gene Ontology annotation, cellular component: cytosol. Bases 1 to 1785 code for a protein of 594 amino acids. The transcript is spliced from 4 exons. The record is from RefSeq and is a predicted model, not a curated record. Gene Ontology annotation, biological process: 'de novo' IMP biosynthetic process. Gene Ontology annotation, molecular function: IMP cyclohydrolase activity; phosphoribosylaminoimidazolecarboxamide formyltransferase activity.